Messenger RNA from Eimeria necatrix, 2754 nucleotides. RefSeq lists its product as hypothetical. The transcript has 5 exons. The coding region runs from base 1 to 2754 and encodes 917 amino acids. Lineage: Eukaryota; Apicomplexa; Conoidasida; Eucoccidiorida; Eimeriidae. The record is from RefSeq and is a predicted model, not a curated record.
AUGGCGGCCGAAGUGAGCAUCGCCUUCAUGUUUCUGCUGCAGACUGGGCUGGCGCUGCUCACCCUUCUCGCCGCCUCUUUCUGCGCUGCCUACCACUUCUUUUCCCAACCCGCGCCGCAGCUUUCGCGGGAUUACUGCAGCAAAGAGUGGGGCCAGCGCUUUGCUGCGGCGGCUCUUCACGGAAAAAGCCGCAAGUUGAAUUCGGCGCCGGCGGAGCCGCCGCGCGGCCGCCACGGCGGCAAACCCGGGCCCCAGGCGAAAGCGGCGAACAGCCCGCAGGGAGGCGGAGCUCGCGGCGAGGCCGCUGCGCUGCACUGCAGCCAGAAAGCAGCAAGGCGCUUCGCGCAGCAGCAGCAGCAGCAGCAGCAGCAGCAGCAGCAGGGGUUGUGGGGCCCCCAAGGGACAUUUGAACAGGCAGAAGCAGCUGCAGGAAUUGGCGACUGGCCCACAGCAGCAGUCCGCCCCAGCCAGCACCCCCAAGCCAACGCAUACGGCGCAGCAGCAGCAGCAGCAGCAGCAGCAGCAGCAGCAGCAUAUGGUUCUGCAGCACCCCACAAAAGGAGCUUCCACGAAGGCCGAAGCCUCGAGCUGCAGCCGCCGCCAGAGACAGCGCUGCUGCCCUCUUCUUGGCAGCAGCAGCAGCAGCAGCAGCAGCUAACAGAUCCAGCAGCAAAAUUCCCUACCCCCAGCUAUACCCACUUCUCGGGGCCCCCGGGGCCCCCGGGGGCCCCGGGGGCCCCUGCGAGCUGCCAGCCGGGGCAGUACCCUCUCGAGGCUUUUGCUGCAGCAGCAACGCAGUACAGCAGCAGCUACAGUGCUGCUGCUCGUGCUGCAGCGUGGCAGGUGCAGCAGGCGGGGGGCCCCGAGUUGCCUGCUGCAGCAGCUUUCGGGGGGGGCCCCUGGUGGCCCUUGGCCGACGGGCAGCAGCAGCAGCAGCAGCAGCAGCAGCAGCAGCAGCAGCAGCACAGCAGCACUGCUGCUGCAGGCCUCUGCAGCAUGCAGCACCCCGCAGCUUCCCGCUGCUCCGACCCCACACAGCCCCACAGCUUUCUUGCUGCUGCUGACUUCUGCGCUUCGGAAAGGCGGGCCCCUCUGGACUUGCAGCAGCCGGGGCCCCCAGCAGCAGCAGCAGCAGCAGCAGCAGCAGCAGCAGCAAGGGGCUGCGAGUUCCAAGUCCAAGACAUUUCGGAGCUUUCGCGUGUUGCAGAUGCAAUUGAAUCUCUUUUGAACAAUUCUGCAAAACGGGGAAGACCCGCGGGCCUCGAGGGAGAAGCUAGCAGCGCUGCUGCUGCUGCUGCUGCUGCUGCUGCUGCUGCUGCACAAGAAGCAUAUGCUGCUGCUGCAGCCAAACAGCGUAAGAGCGCCACUGCAGGGCAUCAGGAGUCUUUGCUUUCACCUCCGCCUACAGAGCUGCUGCCAGCAGCAGCAGCCGCUGCUGCCUGCAGCGCAGCAGCAGGGGGCCCGCUGGAGCCGCUGACUUCAAAAACAGAAAACAAAGAAAUAAAAGAAAUAAAAAAUGAUUUAAUUCCGCCAACAAAAAGAAGCCUCAGCGCUGCUGCUGGCUCCUCGCUCGCGGCGAGGAGCGGCGCGGAGCGGGCGAUCGGAAACGCAUUUCAACUUGAAACUUCGAAGAAACCUCGGGCAAAUGUGAUGACGAACAUUUUGCUGCUGGUUUGCAGGUAUGAUUUUUCGUUUUUAAAUUCAAAAACGGAAAUUAAAAGCCAAAUUAGCCACCAGAACAAGAACUACAAGGCCGGCAGGCUGCGCCUGAAGGACUGGUGCAGGCGACACGCGGGGAGUCUGUCGCCGGACCAAGUUUCAAACUUUUUCGAAGUGAAUCUCCUGAGCGAUCUCGUGAGCGAGUCGGAUCUGAAUGAAUUGCGGGAGAACUGCGAGCAGAAGAAGAGUCAAGUUGAACACAGGCCUCCGCAGAAGUGCAGGAGCUCCAGCAGCAGCUUCGAAGCAGCAGACGCUGCUGCUGCUGCUGCUGCUGCUGCUGCUGCUGCUUCCUGCAGCGCCGCGGGAAAGCCUGAGCCUUCGCUGCUUCUCAAAAACAAAACAAAUGAAAAAAAUGGAUUUAUCUCUUCUCGAAAAUCUGCAAAUGAUCCUCAAGUUGCAUGCAUUCAAGAAGAAGGCCCCCCCCUCUCAGCUUCCGUGUCCACUGCAGCAAGUGCUGAGCAGCAGCCGCACGCAGGCGCGGCGGAAGGCUGGCAGCAGCAGCAGCUGCUGCUGCAGGUGCAGCAGCAGCAGCUGCUGCUGCAGGUGAAGCCCGAAGCAGCAGCACGGGCGCCUGCAGCAGAGCAGCAGCGGGGACUUGAGGAGCUGCAGAAGAAGAAAAGGAAAGUCAGCGACACGCCAGCAGCAAAAGCGCCCCCCCGUGCUGCGCUGCAGACAGCUGCAGCAGCAAAUCAAACUGCCGCGUCUGGGAGUGCUGCCAGCAGCAGCAGGGACCCGCAGCAGCAGCAGCAGCAGCAGCAGCAGCAGCAGCUGCAGCAGCACGCAAACAAAGCACCCCAGAAGGGCCCCCAAGAUGCUGCCAAUGGCGGUGAAAUAAAGCGAACUUUGCAAAUGCCUGAAGCGCCGCCUUCUUUGCUGCCAGGCGCUGCAGCAGCAGCAGCAGCAGCAGCAGCAAGUGCUGCGGGGCAGCAGCGCAGCAAAAGGAAAGCUGCUGCAGCGGAAGCUGCUGCAGCUCCUCAGGGGGACACCCGGAGGUACAACACGAGAAACAAAGGAGUAAUUAAAAAAGAGAAAUAA